AUGCUUACUCUCAUCCCUGUCUUAACUGUGUCUUCUGAAGCCAAGACUGCAUUUCUGUUCUUUUCAAUCCUGGAAUUUGCAGUGGGAAUGCUGGCCAAUGCAUUUAUUUUCUUGGUGUAUUUGUGGGAUAUGGUGAAGAGGCAGCCUUUGAGCAACUGUGAUCUUGUGCUACUGUGUCUCAGCAUCACCCAGCUUUUCCUGCAUGGGCUGCUACUGCUGAAUGCCAUCCAGCUCACCUUCCUCCAGCAGAUGAAAGACACACUAAGCCGCAACUACCAAGCCAUCCUCAUGCUCUGGAUGAUUGCAAACCAAGUCAGCAUCUGGCUUGCUGCCUGCCUCAGUGUCCUCUACUGCUCCAAGAUUGUUCGUUUCUCUCACACCUUCCUGCUCUGUUUGGCAAGCUGGAUAUCCAGGAAGGCCUGCCAGGUGUUCCUUGGCACUCUGUUUUUCUCCUGUAUCUGCGCUAUCCUCUAUUUGCAGGACUUCUUUAGCAAAUCUCACUUCACGGGUGUAGCUGUGUUACCUGUGAACAAUACAGAAUUCAACUUGCAAAUUUCAAAACUCAAUUUCUUUUACUCAUUUCUCUUCUGCAAUGUGGUGUCUAUCCCCCCUUUCCUAUCUUUUCUGGCUUCUUCUGGUAUGCUGAUUUUCUCCCUGGGAAGGCACAUGAGGACAAUGAAGUCCCAAACCAGAGACUCUUGUGACCCCAGCUUGGAGGUCCACAUCAAAGCCCUCAUAUCCCUGGUUUCCUUUCUCUGUUUCUAUGUGGUGUCUUUCUGUGCUGCUCUCAUCUCAGUGCCCUUACAGAUGCUGUGGCACAAGGCAGGAGUGAUGGUUUGCAUAGGGAUGAUGGCAGCCUUUCCCUCUGGAUAUGCAGCCAUCCUGAUCUCAAACAGUAACAAGCUGAGGAAGACAGUGGAAACCAUUCUAUUCUGGGCUCAGAGCAGCCGAAAGUUUUGUGGAAUCAUAAAAUGUGAAAAAGAAAAACCUGGAGAGGGAGGCGGCAGCGUCCGGGGCGGGCGGGAGGUGCACCAGCGGCGGCGGCGGCGGUAA
Castor canadensis (American beaver) is the source of this 1053-nucleotide messenger RNA. It is a transcript of the gene Tas2r38, whose product is annotated as taste 2 receptor member 38. The record is from RefSeq and is a predicted model, not a curated record. Gene Ontology annotation, cellular component: membrane. Gene Ontology annotation, biological process: sensory perception of taste; detection of chemical stimulus involved in sensory perception of bitter taste; G protein-coupled receptor signaling pathway. Gene Ontology annotation, molecular function: G protein-coupled receptor activity; bitter taste receptor activity. NCBI's taxonomy places the organism in Eukaryota, Metazoa, Chordata, Mammalia, Rodentia, Castoridae.